CGUUUAUUCCAAGUCCUCACACGCCGUCCUCACGAUGUAUUUGACAACAAAUGACACGGCUACCAACAUCACCUACUUGAACACCAGUUUUUCUUUAAACGCCUACCAGACCCGCAUGGUUACCAUUGAUCAGCACACGGUGGUGGUUAUAAGCUCUACAAAUAAAAUAUCCGUGUUGAUCAAUCAAGGCGGAGUAAGUUCCAAACUCAUACCAGUCGACGUCUUAGGACCGGCCUACCGGACGUUAGACGUUGGCGAUUGUAAGGUUCUGAGCUAUCAUACUGUUGCGUACAUAAGAGGUCCAAAUCUUCAAUCGAAUGUCGUCGCUUUCGGUGAAGAACACGCUUUCAACGGCUCUGCUACGUCACACAUAGAAUCCGACGUUCCCGUAGCCGUAUAUUGCGCGGACGGCAACGCAACCUUGAUGACUCAGCUUCAACCGCCGGAAACGCUUGGAAAGCAAUUUUACAUCCCACCGUUAAGAUUCCAGAUGCAAACAUUCAACAUUUCUGCUCAGGUGUGGAUCCGAGCUAUCGAGGACAGCACUGCCCUCUACGUGUACGGCCAAUACGACACACUCGUCUUCCUCGACAGUUCGGGUGACUCGUUUAAUCAAUCCCUGGCGAGUAACCAGACCUAUAACAUUUCGAGCUUCAAGCCAGUUCUCGUUGAGCUUCGAGUGACGUUUGAGGACACAGGCAAGCGACAGUCGCUCAUUAUACCCCCUGUGGAACAAUACGUUGAUAUAGAUGUGAUCCCCGGAUUUGGACCAAAUGCCGAUGUUUUAUUCAGCUCGACUGUGUAUGCCAAUGGAACAUGGAAAACCGAUGCUGUUACAACAGCCAGUGGGGUGUCUAACAUUUCUGGAGGCUUCUCUAUCAUAUUAGUUCUGGUCAGCGGUGAAAAACGGAUUUUAUUCUGCAGUGACGUUAGCUUCCUUAACAUUAAUAGGAUGUGCGCCCUGACCAACAGUGCUGUGGGUGAUCAAAGAGACAACGACUGUGAUGGACUGGUGGACGAGGAGGAAUGCUCGGCUCAUAUAGACGGCUUUUUCGACUUAGAUCUGGAUGGCAGUCUCAACGAAGACUGCUUUAAUGGGACAGUGACUGAUCGCAGCUUGGACCUGUACAUCCCUGGCGACCUCUUGUUCUGCGACAACGCGACGGCUGAUCAUACAGACGAUAUCAGCAUCACAACUUCGCCAGAAAUGGUCACUACCGAUCCCAAUCCGCUGCCUGCCCUGCCUCUCGACCCAAACAUGGUUAUCGACACACAUCCGGGUCUCGAACCUCUUCUUCCAGACCCGGUUUCGGGGGCGACAAUCAUAACUGCGUCGACGCCUACGACGAAUGUCUCUGAGCCCGUGGAGACCUGCUACACGGAGUGUAUAUGCCCCUGUGGGUGGGUGACAGAGCCCAAGAACUACACGGCGGAGGAGCUGGAGCAGAUAGUGGCCGCCAUACAGGAAAAACUCAUGGUCAACAAGGAGGAACUGAGCUCAUCGAUACGGAAACUGACGAGUGCUCCCGACUAUAGGGUGGAAGCUACGGUGGUCGGCUCGGGAGCCAUUGUGUUCCUCGCGGGAGUUCUAGUCUGCAUCUUUCUGCUCGACGUCACCACGAUUGUCGCGCACUUACGUCAGUUGCGGGACACGAUACUAGGACGCUAGAACGUCUGAGAAAAGCGAAGAGGACUCGUUAUUUCCUAAAGAAACAAUGUGUAGUGUCAAUGUAUAGUGAUAUUUGCCUCUAUGUCAUUAUCAUAAUGUCAAAAUAAGCAAUAGCUAUAUCUAUAUCAAAAGUCUAUAUGAAAUGAGUAUUCGUUUUGUGACAGAUAUUAUGGCAGAAAGAAACUGUUUUAUUUCCAAAGAAUAUUUGGAUACACAGGUUUGAACAAACAUGAAUUUCUCAAUGUACCAAAGAGUUAUAAACAUAAUACAGAAAUAUAUUGACGCAUUUGAACACCUGCCAACUUUUAACAAAAAUCUCAAGGACCCAUAUUAUUUACUUACAUUAAAACAAGACGGCCUGAAAUGCCCAAAGUCGCUUACCUGAGAUACCAAGGAAGUGACCUGUUCUGUGCAGCCCGAGAUAUUAUCUGAACAAGUGUUCUGACCAAAUUUCACGAAGAGUGAACUAUACAUGUGACUUAAAGUGUGGUAACAAGGUUAUACUAAAGCCACAUAAGUACAUACAUGUAUGCCCUGCCCGCUGGAAGCCAUGCUUUUCAAUAGACCGGAACUAAUUUCGAACUUAUCGAAGAUAUCAAUAAACAAAAGUUCUGACCAAGCUUCAUGAAGAUUGGAGAAUGAAUGUGUCUUCUAGAGCAAGAUAUCAUUUAGACAAAUAUUCUGUCCAAAUUUUAUGAAGAUCGGACAAUAACUGUGGCCUCUAGAGUGUUAACAAGGUUUUACUUUAGCCAUAUAAAUCAAGAUAAGAAACAAGAGAUGUGUUUGUCAGAAACGCAAUGGCCCCUAUUGCGCCGCUUUGAAAUAAAAUUUCAAUAUAACAUUUGGCAGGUUUAUAAAUUAUCUCCCUUCUAAAGCUUAUUACUUCCCUUGGAUUGUAUUUUUUGACUUUUGACCUUGAAGGAUGAACUUGACCUUUCACUUCUCAAAAUGUGCAGCUUCAUGAGAUACAUAUCCAUGUCAAACAUCAAGUUGCUAUCUUCAAUAUUGCAAAAGUUAUGGGCAAUGUUAAAGUUUUCGGACGGACGGACGGACAGACUGACGGACAGUUCAACUGCUAUAUGCAACCCUACCGGGGCAUAAACAAUGUACCAACACCUUGGGGCGAUGUUUUUCAAACAACCAGAACCAUUUUUUGAAAUCAUUCAAGAUUUAAUUGAGACAAAUCUUCUGAUCAGGUUUCAUGAAGAUCGGACAACGAAUGUGACCUCUAGAGAAUCAAAAAGGUUUUACUAUAGCCAUACAAGGAAAAAUGAACCGUCUCCUGCCGACCAUGUUUUCAGAAAACCAAAACCUUUUUCCUGAAGUACAUGAAAUACUUUUGAUAUGAAAGUUUACUACAAUAUAAAAAGCUUUGUAUUUAUGAAUGUUAAUUUCUACGUGUGUAUGUAAUAUUCUGCGGAGAAAAUAAAUUGUGCACGAGAAAAAACAAUAACAAAAACACAUAAAUUAAAAUCAUAUUUAAUUUAAAUGCUUAUACGAAAUGUUCUUAUAAAGCAUAGUGUGCAAAUAAUCAAAUGAGCUGCAGGUUUUGUGUUAUAUUGGUUUGAUAAUUUAGAAAAAUGUGCAUUAGUAAGUAGGUUUUUAUUCACGUGUACUUUCUGUUUUUUUUAAAAAGAUUUUCUAACCUUCUUGUUGUGAUGCCUUGUGUGUGUAGAUUAAAUGUAUUGUUUAUAA
This is a messenger RNA of Dreissena polymorpha, 3364 nucleotides long. RefSeq lists its product as uncharacterized. The record is from RefSeq and is a predicted model, not a curated record. The transcript has 12 exons. The coding region runs from base 35 to 1669 and encodes 544 amino acids. NCBI's taxonomy places the organism in Eukaryota, Metazoa, Mollusca, Bivalvia, Myida, Dreissenidae.